This is a messenger RNA of Grosmannia clavigera kw1407, 2937 nucleotides long. Its product is annotated as glutamate carboxypeptidase. Bases 1 to 2937 code for a protein of 978 amino acids. The record is from RefSeq and is a predicted model, not a curated record. NCBI's taxonomy places the organism in Eukaryota, Fungi, Ascomycota, Sordariomycetes, Ophiostomatales, Ophiostomataceae. Gene Ontology annotation, molecular function: carboxypeptidase activity. The transcript is spliced from 2 exons.
AUGGCGCCUCCCAGCAAUGGCAACGGUGGCGGGCCGUACGACCCCCCCAUACCAACAUACGAGCAGGCCGUGUCUAGCCACGCCAAUGUGCAGCACUUGUCGCUGGGUGGAGCCCUGCCUUCUCCUUCCACCUUCGAUCCGCUGUCGCCGAUGGGCGAGGCCUACUAUGCCCCCGAACACGAGAGCCGCUCGCUGCUGCGACGGAGCCACCAGCGAACUUCAUCGACCGGAACUGAGCCAGUGGCUGGGUCGGCUGGCGCGCGCUCACGAGCAAGGCCGAGCGGCUACCGGCCGCCAACGGUCGAGACGGACGACGAGGACAGCACAUGGAGCUCGUCCGAGUCAGAAGACGGCCACGACGACGACGCCCAUACCGAAGCUGCACACGUGCGCCGGGAGAUGCUGGAGCUGGAUAUGGAGGACCCACUCAGCACCGACGGGCGAGGCCAGCGCGGCCGCUCCUCCAUUUUCGGGAAGACCAUUGGCUUCUCGCUGCCCAAGUGGAAGUGGAACUGGCGCUGGUCGAUGCCGCGGCUGCAACUGCGGCUGCCCAACGGACCGCAAGGCAGCACCGGCCUCGGCUUUGGGAGCCGAUUCGGCGGCCGCUUGGCUGGAUUCUCGCCUAUCCACAACGGCGACGGCGAAGUCGACUUGGUCGAUGCAAGCACGACCACUUCACCGGGUGCAAACGGCGGCGAUGCAUCUGCGUCAUCUUCGGCGAGACGCUGCCGCUGCUGGCCGGCCUUCCAACCGUCUAACUCGGCGCCGUCGUUGAUUGUGUUCGCACGCAUCUUUGUGCUUGCGCUCAUCCUUGGAUUUAUCUACCUGAUCUUCAUCAGCGACCUCUUCUCGUCCGUGUCCCGCCGUCUCGGCAACCAGGCCUUCGACCCCGAGAGCGUCCGAAUGUUUAUCCAGUCCCAGGUCGAUCCGGCAUACAUGAAGGAUAUGUCCAAGCAUCUGACGAGCUAUGCGCACAUGGCGGGUACUGAGGGCGACUUUGCCGUGGCCCUCGACGUGAAGAAUCUUUUUCAGCAGUACGGCCUGGAGAGCAUUACCGUGGACGAGUAUUACGUCUAUCUCAACUACCCAACUGCGAAUGGACGUGCUGUUGAAAUUAUCGGCGACGACGGAACGGCGACUUGGAAGGCCAAGCUCGAGGAGGACGACAUGGGCGGCGAGACAGCCGGCAACCAGACGUACGCUUUCCACGGCCUCUCCAAGUCUGGUGACGUCCAUGGCCCGCUGGUAUAUGCCAAUUACGGUUCCCGCGAGGACUUCCAGAAGCUGCACGACAGCGGCAUCGAGACCAAGGGCGCCAUCGCCCUUGUGCGCUACUAUGGCACACAGCCGGACCGAGCCCUCAAGGUGAAGGCGGCCGAGCUGGCUGGCUUUGCCGGCUGCCUCAUCUACAGCGACCCGAUGGAGGACGGUUUCCUCCGGGGCACAGUGGCACCCGAUGGUCCCUACAUGCCGGCCGAUGGUGUGCAGAGAGGGUCCGUCUCGUUGAUGAGCUGGGUUGUUGGCGAUGUGCUCACGCCUGGCUGGGAAAGCAAGAAGAAGUUGCCGCGGAUGUCGCCGGCAGCUUCGCCCGGCCUAGUGCAGAUCCCCAGUCUACCGCUGGCCUGGCGCGACGCUCAGGUGCUCCUGCAGCACCUUCGUGGCGCUGGCGUGCGCGUGCCCCAGGGCUGGGAGGGCGGCGUGCCUGAUGUGGACGAGUGGUGGACGGGCAACGCUACCGGCUCGCCGAUUGUGAGGCUCAAGAACGAGCAGGACGAGGUGACGGAGCAGCCGAUCUGGAACGUGUACGGCCGCAUCGAGGGCAUUGAGCAGGCGGCCAAGAAGGUGAUUUUGGGCAACCACCGGGACGCCUGGACAUUCGGCUCAGCAGACCCUCAUUCGGGCACGGUUGUGAUGCUGCAGAUGGCACGCAUCUUUGGAGACUUGCUGCAGCGCGGCUGGCGGCCACUGCGCACCAUCGAGUUCAUGUCGUGGGACGCCGAGGAGUACAACCUGAUCGGAUCGACUGAGUACGUGGAGAACAAUCUCGGUGCUCUGCGCAGCGACGCGCUCGCCUACUUGAACCUGGACACGGCCGUGACGGGCCAACAGCUGCACGUGGCCGGCUCCCCUGUCUUCUCCAAGGUCUUGGUGCAAGCCAUGAAGCGUAUCAGCGACCCCAACGGCAAUGCGUCGCUGUACGAUAUGUGGCAGCGCCACGGCAGCUACUUGGAAGUGCUCGGAGCCGGCUCCGACUACGUCGCCUUCCAAGAUAUUGCCGGCACCUCCUCACUGGACCUGCAUUUUGAUGGACCCGAAAAUGCCAUGCCGCUGCACAGCGCCUACGAGAACUUCGACUGGAUGGAACGUGUCGGCGACCCGGGAUUCGUAUACCACGGCAUUCUCGGCGAGCUGAUCGGCCUGGUGCUCAUUGAACUGGCUGAUCGGCCCGUUUUGCCCUUUGACAUGGCUGCCUACGCCAAUGCCCUCCAGAUCUGGGUCAAGGAGCUGAUUGCGUGGGUGCGCGAUAAGAGCGGCGAGAACGCCGCCCGUAUCGAUGUCGUAACCCUGCAGGAGGCCACCGGCAAGGUCGUUUCCGCUGUCGCCGAGUUUGAGGGCUGGGAAAGGAGCUGGGAGGCCGAGGUGCUGUCCGGGGGCGGCUGGGAGCCCAGUAGUGUAGGCCGUCAGCGGGAAGAGUACAAUAGCCGCAUGGGCAUGUUUGAGACUGACCUGCUGGAUCUGGCCCAAGACGGAGGUAUCCCCAACCGGACGCAAUUUCGCCACAUUCUCUACGGCCCCAGCCUUUGGGACAGCUACGAAGGCGAUCUAUUUCCGGCUGUUCGAGACGCAGUCAAUGUGGCUGACUGGGCGCUGGCAAAUCGUACUGUCGCCAAGAUAUCUAAUAUCCUGCGCAAGGCGGCAGACAACCUGGUGGAAUGA